Messenger RNA from Miniopterus natalensis, 6083 nucleotides. RefSeq names its product CF transmembrane conductance regulator (gene CFTR). Gene Ontology annotation, biological process: bicarbonate transport; chloride transmembrane transport. Gene Ontology annotation, cellular component: cytosol; apical plasma membrane; plasma membrane. The record is from RefSeq and is a predicted model, not a curated record. NCBI's taxonomy places the organism in Eukaryota, Metazoa, Chordata, Mammalia, Chiroptera, Miniopteridae. Gene Ontology annotation, molecular function: ATP binding; ABC-type transporter activity; chloride channel activity.
GGAAGCGAAUGACAUCACCGCAGGUCAAAGAAAAAGGGGAGAGAGGCAGGCGAGAGGAAGAGUGGGGCGUUUGGCAUUGGAGCUCGAGCCCAGCCUGCCCUGGCAAGGACCUGGGCGUCCCCAGAGACCAUGCAGAGGUCGCCUCUGGAAAAGGCCAGCGUCAUCUCCAAACUUUUUUUCAGCUGGACUACACCAAUUUUGAAGAAAGGGUACAGACAGCGCCUGGAGUUGUCAGACAUAUACCAAAUCCCUUCAGCUGAUUCUGCUGACAAUCUCUCUGAAACAUUAGAAAGAGAAUGGGACAGAGAGCUGGCAUCAAAGAAAAAUCCCAAACUCAUUAAUGCCCUUCGGAGAUGCUUUUUCUGGAGAUUUAUGUUCUAUGGAAUCUUAUUAUAUUUAGGGGAGGUCACCAAAGCAGUCCAGCCUCUUUUACUGGGAAGAAUCAUAGCUUCCUAUGAUCCAGAUAAUAAAGUGGAACGCUCCAUCGCGGUUUACCUAGGCAUAGGGUUAUGCCUUCUUUUUAUCCUGAGGACACUGCUACUGCACCCAGCCAUUUUUGGCCUUCAUCACAUUGGAAUGCAAAUAAGGAUAGCUAUGUUUAGUUUGAUUUAUAAGAAGACUUUAAAGCUGUCAAGCCGUGUUCUAGAUAAAAUCAGCAUUGGACAACUUGUUAGUCUCCUUUCGAAUAACUUGAACAAAUUUGAUGAAGGACUUGCAUUGGCACAUUUCGUGUGGAUCGCUCCUUUACAAGUGACACUCCUGAUGGGGCUGCUUUGGGAAUUGUUACAGGCCUCUGCCUUCUGUGGACUUGCUUUCCUCAUAGUCCUCGCCAUUGUCCAAGCUGGGCUGGGGAGAAUGAUGAUGAAGUACAGAGAUCAGAGAGCUGGGAAAAUCAAUGAAAGACUCGUGAUCACCUCAGAAAUUAUUGAAAAUAUCCAAUCUGUUAAGGCAUACUGCUGGGAGGAAGCAAUGGAAAAAAUGAUUGAAAACAUAAGGCAAACAGAACUGAAACUGACCCAGAAGGCAGCCUAUGUGAGAUACUUCAAUAGCUCAGCCUUCUUCUUCUCAGGGUUCUUUGUGGUGUUUUUAUCUGUGCUUCCCUAUGCAUUGAACAAAGGAAUCAUCCUUCGAAAAAUAUUCACGACCAUCUCAUUCUGCAUUGUUCUGCGCAUGGCAGUCACUCGGCAAUUCCCCUGGGCUGUACAAACAUGGUAUGAUUCUCUUGGAGCAAUAAGCAAAAUACAGGAUUUCUUACAAAAGCAAGAGUAUAAGACAUUGGAAUAUAACUUAACAACUACAGAAGUAGUGAUGGAGAACGUAACAGCUUUCUGGGAGGAGGGAUUUGGGGAAUUAUUUGAGAAUGCAAAACAAAACAAUAAUAAUAGAAACAUUUACAGUGGUGAUAACAGCGUCUUCUUCAGUAACUUCUCACUUCUUGGUACUCCUGUCCUGAAAGAUAUUAAUUUCAAGAUAGAAAGAGGACAGUUGUUGGCAGUUGCUGGAUCUACUGGAGCAGGCAAGACUUCACUUCUGAUGAUGAUUAUGGGAGAACUGGAGCCUUCUGAGGGUAAAAUUAAACACAGUGGAAGAAUUUCAUUCUGCUCUCAGUUUUCAUGGAUCAUGCCUGGCACCAUUAAAGAAAACAUUAUCUUUGGUGUUUCCUAUGAUGAGUAUAGAUAUAGGAGUGUCAUCAAAGCAUGUCAACUAGAAGAGGACAUCUCCAAGUUUGCAGAGAAAGACAAUAUAGUCCUUGGAGAAGGUGGAAUCACACUGAGUGGAGGGCAGCGAGCAAGAAUUUCUCUAGCAAGAGCAGUAUAUAAGGAUGCUGAUUUGUACUUAUUAGACUCUCCUUUCGGAUACCUAGAUGUUUUAACAGAAAAAGAAAUAUUUGAAAGCUGUGUCUGUAAAUUGAUGGCUAACAAAACUAGGAUCUUGGUCACUUCUAAAAUGGAACAUUUAAAGAAAGCUGACAAAAUAUUAAUUUUACAUGAAGGUAAAAGCUAUUUUUAUGGGACAUUUUCUGAAUUACAAAAUCUACGGCCUGACUUCAACUCAAAGAUCCUGGGGUAUGAUUAUUUUGACCAGUUUAGUGCAGAAAGAAGAAAUUCAAUCCUAACUGAGACUUUACGGCGUUUCUCAUUAGAAGGAGAUGCUGCCAUCCCCCGGAAGGAAACAAAAAAACAGUCUUUCAAACAGACUGGAGAGUUUGGUGAAAAUAGGAAGAACUCUAUUCUCAAUCCAAUCAACUCUUUAAAAAAAUUUUCAAUUGUGCAAAAGACUCCAUUGCAAAUGAAUGGCAUUGAAGAAGAUUCUGAAGAGCCUUCAGAGAGAAGGCUGUCCUUGGUUCCCGACUCUGAGCAGGGAGAGGCUAUCCUGCCCCGAAGUAACGUGAUUAACACUGGUCCCACGUUUCAAAGGCGAAGGAGGCAGUCUGUCCUGAACCUGAUGACACGCUCUUCAGUGAACCAAGGUCAACUCAUUCACCGAAACAGAGCUGCAUCCACACGGAAAAUGUCACUGGCCCCUCAGGGGGACUUAGCGGAAAUGAAUAUAUAUUCAAGGCGUUUAUCUCAAGAUAGUAGUUUAGAAAUAAGUGAAGAAAUUAAUGAAGAAGAUUUAAAGGAGUGCUUUUUUGAUGAUGUGGAGAGCAUACCAUCAGUGACUACAUGGAACACAUACCUUAGAUAUGUUACUGUCCACAAGAACUUAAUUUUUGUGCUAAUUUGGUGUUUAGUUAUUUUUCUGGCUGAGGUGGCUGUUUUUUUGGUUGUUUUGCGGCUACUUAAACAAACACCUUCUCAAGACAAAGGGAAUAGUAUUGGGAGUACAAAUAACAGCUAUGCAGUGAUCAUCACCAACACCAGCUCAUUUUAUGUUUUUUACAUUUAUGUGGGAGUAGCCGACACUUUGCUUGCUCUGGGAUUCUUCCGAGGUUUACCACUAGUGCAUUCUCUAAUCACAGUGUCAAAAAUUUUACACCACAAAAUGUUACAUUCUGUUCUCCAUGCACCUAUGUCAACCCUCAACACGUUGAAAGCAGGUGGGAUUCUUAAUAGAUUUUCCAAAGAUAUAGCAAUUUUGGACGAUCUUCUGCCUCUUACCAUAUUUGACUUCAUCCAGUUGGUAUUAAUUGUGAUUGGAGCUGUAGUAGUCGUCUCCGUUUUAGAGCCCUACAUCUUCUUAGCAACAGUGCCAGUGAUCGCUGCUUUUAUUAUGUUGAGAGCCUACUUCCUCCACACCUCCCAGCAACUCAAACAACUGGAAUCUGAAGGCAGGAGUCCAAUUUUCACUCAUCUGGUUACAAGCUUAAAAGGACUAUGGACACUUCGUGCCUUUGGACGUCAGCCUUACUUUGAAAUACUAUUCCACAAAGCUUUGAAUUUACAUACUGCCAACUGGUUCUUGUACCUGUCAACACUGCGCUGGUUCCAAAUGAGAAUAGAAAUUAUUUUUGUCAUCUUCUUCAUUGCUGUUACCUUCAUUUCUAUUUUAACAACAGGUGAAAGAGAAGGAACAAUAGGUAUCGUCCUAACAUUAGCCAUGAAUAUCAUGGGUACAUUGCAGUGGGCUAUAAACUCCAGCAUAGAUGUGGAUAGUUUGAUGCGAUCUGUGAGCCGAGUCUUUAAGUUUAUAGACAUGCAAACAGAAGAAAGUAAAUCUACCAUGUCAAGCAAACCAUCCACGGACAGCCAGCUCUCGAAAGUUAUGAUUAUUGAGAAUCAGCACUUGAAGAAAGAUGACAUCUGGCCCUCAGGGGGCCAAAUGACCGUCAAAGACCUUACAGCAAAAUAUAUAGACAGUGGGACUGCCAUAUUAGAGAACAUUUCCUUCUCAAUAAGUCCCGGCCAGAGGGUGGGCCUCUUGGGAAGAACUGGAUCAGGGAAGAGCACUUUGUUAUCAGCUUUUUUGAGACUGUUGAACACCGAAGGAGAAAUUCAAAUAGAUGGUGUGUCUUGGGAUUCAAUAACUUUGCAAGAGUGGAGAAAAGCCUUUGGAGUUAUACCACAGAAAGUAUUUAUCUUCUCUGGAACAUUUAGAAAAAACUUGGAUCCCUACGAACAGUGGAAUGAUCAAGAAAUAUGGAAAGUUGUAGAUGAGGUUGGACUCAAAUCUGUGAUAGAGCAAUUUCCUGGGAAGCUUGAUUUUAUCCUUUUGGAUGGGGGUUUUGUCCUAAGCCAUGGCCACAAGCAGUUGAUGUGCUUGGCCAGAUCUGUUCUCAGUAAGGCAAAGAUCUUGCUGCUUGAUGAACCCAGUGCUCAUUUGGAUCCAGUAACAUAUCAAAUCAUUCGAAGAACCCUAAAACAAGCAUUUGCUGAUUGCACAGUGAUCCUUUCUGAACACAGGAUAGAGGCAAUGUUGGAAUGUCAACGAUUUUUGGUCAUAGAGGAGAACAAAGUGCGGCAGUAUGAUUCCAUCCAGAAACUGCUGAGUGAGAAGAGCCUCUUCCAGCAGGCCAUGAGCCCCUCGGACCGACUGAAGCUCUCACCCCACCGGAACUCAAGCAAGCACAAGUCUCGAUCCAAAAUCACUGCUCUGAAAGAGGAGACAGAAGAAGAGGUGCAAGAAACCAGGCUUUAGAAAGCAGUAAGAAUAUUUGCAUGGAAUGCUCACAUGUGGAGUUGUAGGAGAAAACAGUAUGUGCCUCAGAAAACAAGGAUGAAUAAUGUUAUUUUUAAGAAGGAAACAUUUUGGUAAGAGGAAUUAAGGACCUUCACUUAGGUCUAGAUAAAUGGCUUCCCGGCAAUGGUCAAAUUGUGUGAAAGGUACUUCAAAUCCUUGAAGAUUUACCACUUGUGUUUGUGAGCCAGAUUUUCCUGAAAACCUCUUCUUUUUGGUAGUCAUUGGAAAGGUGGCUGUAAAAGUGAGCCAGCUUAAUUGUAAAACUUACUGUUUAGUGAAAUUUGUUGAUUUGUAUUACUGGAGAACUGUAAUCAUACUAUUUAGAGAUAUGAUUAACUUAAAACUUUAGUGGCUUAUAUUCCUUUUACUCUGAUUUCUCCAAGAUAUUUAAAAACACAGCUAUAUUGUCUGAUAAGUAUUCAGACUGUCCCAUUUCUGUGCAAGUAUUAGGAUACUGUGAGAGUCACAAGACAGCCCAUGCAACAUCUAGGUAUCAGUCAGGAGAGAGAAUGUCCUGAAUCCUGGAAGUCAGGGUUAGUACCAUUCUGUUCUACCAAAAAUUCAAAUAAUUCAGAUAAUAAGAAUGCAUCCCUUACCUGGAAAAAAGGUUGUUACAGUCUCAUGUAGGGAACAGGAUAGCUUUGUUCAUGUGGAAGCUGACAUGCCUUUCCCCAGCUUCCAGAAACUAACAAUAAGCUCCUAAGACCUCUGAACUGAAAGAUGGCUGGAAAAAUGUUUUAAUGCAAAUUGGUGCAGAAAAACCCUUCUUAUCACAGAAGCUCCAGGUAGUGAACACCCAGGCAGCUAAGCCAUGGGGGCUGCAGGUAUAAGUACCUGAAAUCAGAAUAUCUAGGUAUAUGUGGAGUGAUGUUGCAUGUUUUCAGACUCAUUAUAUGCACAUCAUACCCUGUGUACUGAGUGGGAGAGGUAAUGGGAGACACACUAAGGAAGAAUCAAUCAUGGGUUAAUUCUAUAUGCUUCUGUUUUAUAAUUUUGUGAUGCAAAUGAAAUUUUCUCUAGGAAAUAAUAUUUAUUUUAAUAAUGUUUCAAACUCCUAUAUAAAUGGCUAUAUUUUAAGAAUGAUUAUAUUAUGAAUUAUAUUUGUAUAAAAAAAUUUUAUAUUUGAAAUUUUGACUUUUAAUGGUACUAGCUAUUUUUAUGAUAUAUUAUGUUAAAACUGGGGGGGAAACUUAGGAUGAUGUCGACCAGGGACUAUGAAUUACCUUGAAGGUGUGGAGAGAAGCAUUAGGGCUCACACAGAUGUUGCACACACCUGGAUAAUUCCCAGGCAGCACACAGGUUCCCUCUUAGGUGCAGCUCUAAAGAAAAUAGUACCACAAAAUCUGACUACUUCUAUCAAGGACACACUACCUUCCAAUUCCAAACUAACCCUAAAGAUUGCAUUCUAUUUUUUACUGUAAGAAAAUAUCAUUUGUCAAUAAAAUCCACAUAUUUGUGUGAAA